GGGCCGAGGCGUGGGACGUGCUGCAGGUGAAGUUCGCCGGAGUUGUGUGAGUGGGAGGAGCCGGGAGGAACCGGGAGGCCGGGCGAGCAGCCGCUGAGUACGGGUGAAGGGAGACGUUCCUCUCCAACAGCGGGGCGAUGGAGGGCGGCGCGGGUCCGAAGCGCAAGAACCUCGGCUUCUUCAAACCCAGGCUGUACAUGCUGGAGCGGCGCCGCACCGACACCAUCAUCGCGCAGGCAGACGAGGAGAAGAGCAGUAACCUGCGCAGGAGCCAGUCCGAUCGCAGCGAGUACAGCCAGAAGCUGAAAGCUAAGAUGACUCCCCACGCAAUUCCUGAAGCCUCAGCAACCCCGGCACUGGACCCAAAGGAACAGAGAGAGCAAAUGAUGCGCAGGAGGUUAAAGGUCAUCGAGGAGCUAGUACAGACCGAGAGAGAUCACUACAAGGACCUGGAUCUGUGUAUCACGCAUGUAGUGCAACCUCUCCGGCAGAAACAGAUAGAGUGUCUCGAUGUGGACGGGUUGUUCAGUAACAUCGAAUCAGUCCAUCAGAUAUCUGCCAAGCUCUUGUCAAUGCUGGAAUACACAGUCACUGAGGAUGAGCAAGAAACACAGAUGAUCGGUGAAAUAUUUUUGCAGAUUAAAGCUCCUUUAGAGGAAGUCUAUAAAAUCUAUUGUUAUCACCAUGACGACGCCAAUAAUUUGCUGGCAGUGUAUGACAAAGAUGAAGACAUUCGGCAGCAUAUAAGAACUCAAGUUGAUAUUCUGAAGAAAAUAUAUCAAGAGCAGGGGAAGUCUACCCUGUUGGAAAUGGGAUCACUGCUCAUUAAACCUGUGCAGAGAGUAAUGAAAUACCCGCUGCUGCUGAAUGAGCUUCUCAAGUCCACACCGGAGCUACAUGCCGACCACAGGCCUGUUGAAGAGGCUUUGCUUGCGGUGAUGCAGAUCAACACCAACAUCAAUGAGUUCAAGAGGAGGAAGGAUCUGGUGAUGAAGUACAAGCGGAGUGACGAAGACGAGUCUCUCAGGGACAAGCUGACUAAGGUGAACAUUCGUUCGAUCAGGAAGAAGUCGAACCGUGUCACCAGCCACCUGAAGAUCCUCACUGGAGGAGAGCUCCAGGUCAAGGAUGAGACAUUCGACCAAGAAGAGAAACUGUUCCGAAACUUGGAGAGGGCUGUGAGACUUACUGUGAAGAACAUAUCAUCCUAUGUUCAGAAUAUUCAGGAAGGUAUGCUAUUGGCCGUUCAAAAUGUUCACGGACUUCAAAGUACUUUCCAAGACUCGCACCAGACCAAUGGCAACUCUCUAGACGGACUCAGAAACUAUCAAAACUCUUUUGAAAGUUUUAGAGACCAGCUGGAGAGGGCAGUGGUCCUGCCGCUCGGCACGUUGCAGGUCCUCUUCUCGGCUCCGCAGAAGCUGAUACAGAAGCGCUACGACAAGCUGCUUGAUUACAUCAGCUGCCUCAAGCAGUCAGAGAGCGCGAAGGAGAGGAAGGCCGCAGAGGAGCUGAACCAGGCAAAGAGGGAUUACGAAGCUCUGAAUGGACAGCUGGUGGAGGAGCUGCAGAAGUUUAACAAAAUGGCAACAAAAGUUCUGAUCAACUGCAUUUACUGUUUUAUGGCCAUCUUCAGGGAUCUCAUGACCUCUGCACUAGAGGCAUCUCCGUCCAUCAAAAACAUACCGAUUACCUCCACAAGGAAUGUCCAAGACAAGCAAAAACAAGUCAUUGAAGAAAUAUGCAAGCUCUCCUUUGGUAAGGAGUUCAGUAAUGGAUCUCAGAGGGUGCUGGAGAGAAGGAACAGCUCAGAAGAAAGGUCAAAGAAAAGGCUAUCAGCUUCCUUGCCCAAAGCUCCCCAUCAGACCGAAGACCACCGGGCUAAACUCCUGUCGAUGUACAGUCCUGACAAGCUGUUUCAGGCAAAGCGGAAAUUCAACGCCACCCAAGAGUUAGACGCGUCUCUUCACGAGGGUGAAAUCGUGGCCGUUCUUGAGAAGCAGGAUCCUAUGGGCAGUGUGAGCAGGUGGCUCGUUGACACUGGAGUGACACAGGGCUAUGUGUACUCCUCAUUUCUGAGGCUGUACAACCCUGCGGUUGGACAGAAUGGCCAGUCGAGUGAAGGACCCGCUAUGGACAGCGAUUUUGAUGACAUUACUCUAUUCGUAACUUCGUACUCUGACAUCAUGAAGACUUCACAUUUCAGCACCAGUGACAGUGACACUCCUCUGAACAGUUCUCGGGAGGUUAGUCCGUGCAGCGCAGAAACAACGUCGUUCAGUGGAAGUGAUGACAACUCAAGUGACCUGGGAGAGCAGCAGAUCUUCUAUGCUGUGUACCCAUUUCAAGCAAGGAGUGACUACGAACUCAGCCUCCAGGAGUACGAGCGAGUGAAGAUAGUCAAAUCCAGUGACUUGAGCGGCAACAAAGACUGGUGGUUGGCGGAGGUCAAUGGCAAAAGGGGCUAUGUCCCUGCAAACUACUUGGGAAGAAUGACUUAUGCAUGAAGACCCAACAAGUUAAAACCUUUGAGAUCCAUGAAUGGACCUUCAUUAGCAUGCGGUUGCUGACCUAGCUUUGGGCAUCAUGUUGAAGGAGCAAGGCCUGUUUAAUUGGAAGUGGAGAAUAGUAAUGGGAAGCUGUGGCUGCAGCAACUGAGACUGUCUCGUUGUCAAUUUUAAAACUAGUGCUCCUAAUGCUCCAUUAAAAUCAACACAAAAAUAAACCUGGAGACACAAGAGAUGGCAGGUUCUAGAAUCUGGAGCAGAAAUGUAAGCUGCUGGAAGAUCUCAGCAGGUCAGGCAGCACCCGUGGAGGGAAAUGAACAGUUGAUAUUUCAGGUUGAGACCCAAAAUUGUCAACUGUUCAGAAUCAGGUUUAUCAUUACUGAUAUAUAUCAUGAAAUUUGUUGUUUUAUAACAGCAGUAUUGUGCAAAACAUGAACAUUACUCUAAGUUGCAGACAUAAAUAAAUAGUGCACAGCAAGAAUCAUGAGGCAGUGUUCAUGGGUUUCAAACCCUACAUUGAUGUUGCUUGACCUGCUGGGUUCUUCCAGCAGUUCUUCUUUUGUUCCAUAAAACAAUUUCUUGUGUCUCCAUACACUUUCCAAAGAAAUUGACUCAUUUUCCAUGUGGAUAGGACACUACUGCUUUGAAGCAACUGUGUAGUGAAAUGUUCAGUUGUGUGCAUGUGUAUGUGUGAGUGGGAGUGAGCACUAUAUGAAGGAUAUGGUACCAAUGACCCAGAUACCAAGGCUGUGUGUGAGUGGGAGUGAACACUAUAUGAAGGAUAUGGUAUCAAUGAUCCAAAUACCAAGGCCACAAAAUCUAGAUGUUGCUAUUAAACGUACUCCUGUGGAGUAGAGACUUCAUUAAAAAAUCCUCUUGAGAUAUGAAAGUAUACACUAAUUCAAAGCUACCGGGAAUAUGCAGAAUAUUUAACAUGAAUCUUUUCUUCUAUUAGAAUUUCAAUUAUUAAGUAUCACAGAAGAUGAAGCCAAAGAAUACAUCAAGUUUUAUUUCAUUGUGGGAUAGCAUUUAUCUUCCAUCCCAGAGGAUGGAAGAUAAAUACUGUCAAUUAAGAUCCAACUGUGGAGUUGCACAGAGACCAGAAUGGAUAAGCGAACAAACAAGAGAAAAUCUGCAGAUGCUGGAAAUCCAAGCAACACACACAAAGUUCUGGAGGAACUCAGCAGGCCAGGCAGCAUCUAUGUAAAAAGGUACAGGCGACA
Messenger RNA from Hypanus sabinus (Atlantic stingray), 3730 nucleotides. RefSeq names its product Rho guanine nucleotide exchange factor (GEF) 38 (gene arhgef38). Gene Ontology annotation, cellular component: cytoplasm. Gene Ontology annotation, molecular function: guanyl-nucleotide exchange factor activity; protein binding. NCBI's taxonomy places the organism in Eukaryota, Metazoa, Chordata, Chondrichthyes, Myliobatiformes, Dasyatidae. Bases 138 to 2507 code for a protein of 789 amino acids. The record is from RefSeq and is a predicted model, not a curated record. The transcript has 14 exons. Gene Ontology annotation, biological process: intracellular signal transduction.